AUCGAGCGGCUGCUGUGGUUUCAGGGUCGCUGCUGCUGCCGAAGCGGCGCUUUACGAACGACACGCCGGUGAAACAGAAGAUCCCGGCCGAGCGCGGACUUUCAUAAUUAAAUCGGAAAGUGUGUCUCCAUCAGCUUUAAAUCCCCGGUUUUGCCUCAGUCAUGGCUGUGAACGUGUUCUCGACAUCGGUGACAAGUGAAAACCUCAGCCGCCAUGACAUGCUCACAUGGAUAAACGAGUCAUUACAGAUGAACCAUGCCAAGAUCGAGCAACUGUGCACAGGUGCCGCUUACUGUCACUUUAUGGACAUGCUGUUCCCAUCGUGUCUUCCACUGAAGAAAGUCAAGUUCCAGGCCAAACUCGAACACGAAUACAUCCAUAACUUCAAACUCCUUCAAGCCAGUUUUAAAAAGAUGGGUGUUAGUAAAAUUAUUCCUGUUGACAAGCUUGUGAAGGGCAAGUUUCAGGACAACUUUGAAUUUGUGCAGUGGUUUAAAAAGUUCUUCGAUGCGAACUAUGAUGGGAAGGAAUAUGAUCCGGUGGCAGCUCGACAGGGACAAGAUAUUCCAGCCAGUCAGAGUCCAGCAGUAGCCACGGCUAACAAGGGAAGGAAGCCUAGCUCAGACACAGGUAUCACACCUGCAAUCAAGCCAAUGGCCCCUGUUGCUCCACAGCGUUCAGCAGCAGCACCUAAAUCUACAGCAAAAACAUCUCCUGCGGCAACGAGAGCCACAGGCAGCGGCGAUGAAGAAAAGGGUGCACUUACUCAGAUGAUAAACGACUUGAAGGCCACCAUUGCUGACAUGGAAAAGGAAAGGGAUUUCUACUUCGGCAAGUUGAGAAACAUCGAGCUCAUCUGUCAAGAGAAAGAGGGCGAGGGUGAUCCGACACUGCAGAAGAUUGUGGAUAUUCUGUACGCCACAGACGAAGGGUUUGUAAUUCCAGAAGAUGAGGGUGGUGAACCAGAAGAGUUUUGAUCAAUCCAGGGGUGACCGUUUAAAUUUUUUAUUAUUAAAGACCCCGCUGGACACUCGAAUGCACAUACUGGCUUAUUCCUGCUGUUCUGCUGCACUUGCCUUCGGUCCAUCGUUUUGGACUUUGACUUUUGAAUGUCUUUUUAUUCAGGGACGUUUCUAUACAUUGAAUUUUCAGCUUUUUUUUUAUUGACCAUCAAAACACAACUAUUUUUGUGAAUGAAAAAAUAAAGUACUUAUCAAAGUCUGUUUCUAUAAA
Messenger RNA from Danio aesculapii, 1233 nucleotides. RefSeq names its product microtubule-associated protein, RP/EB family, member 1a (gene mapre1a). Gene Ontology annotation, cellular component: spindle midzone; microtubule organizing center; microtubule plus-end. Lineage: Eukaryota; Metazoa; Chordata; Actinopteri; Cypriniformes; Danionidae. Gene Ontology annotation, biological process: regulation of microtubule polymerization or depolymerization; protein localization to microtubule plus-end; spindle assembly. The record is from RefSeq and is a predicted model, not a curated record. Gene Ontology annotation, molecular function: microtubule plus-end binding. The transcript has 8 exons. The coding region runs from base 162 to 977 and encodes 271 amino acids.